GCUGGGCCCACAGGCAGCAUUUUUAGGAAGACUCCCAGUGCAGCAGAGGAGGGAUCUGGUGGCUUUGCCCUGUCCCUGCUCCUUGGCAGCAGCCAGAAUCUCUCGCUGUCAGCCCCACACUGGAGCUGCCCGGCCAUUGCCCGCUCCACUCGCGGUGUCCAUCUCCUUCCCUGGAGGGAGCAGAACAGCACCAAGGCCCAGCAGGUCUUUGCUGAGGUGGCCAAGGCCAUUGGCGAGUACCCGGUGGAGUUCCACGGAGCUCAGGUCCUGAUGGGGAAUGAGGAGGGCUCCUUCGGCUGGAUCAGUGUCAACUACCUGCUGGAGACACUCAUCAAGUAUUCCUUUGCAGAGAAAUGGGAACAUCCACAGGAUGCGGAGGUUCUCGGAGCUCUGGACCUUGGAGGUGCCUCAACACAAAUAACCUUCCAGCCUGGAGUCACCAUUGAGGACAAGAACACCUCUGUCUUCUUCAGGCUGUAUGGCACCAACUACUCGCUCUACACACACAGCUACCUCUGCUAUGGGCAGACACAGGCCUUGAAGAGGCUGCUGGCAGCUCUCCACCAGGCCUUUGCUGGGUUCUACUACACCUUCCACUUCCUGAACCUGACCAGCCAGCAGUCUCUAAAGGAUGUCAACUCCACAGUCCAGGCCUUCUGCAAGAAGGACUGGGCAGAGCUGGUGGAGACCUUCCCGCAGCAGAAGCGAUAUCUACACAACUACUGCUCCAUGGCCAUUUACAUCUUGACGCUGCUGCUUGAUGGCUACAAGUUCAGCGAGCACACGUGGAGCAGCAUCCACUUCAGGCAGCAGGCAGCAAACACAGACAUCGGAUGGACACUGGGCUUCAUGCUGAACCUCACCAACAUGAUCCCCAUGGAGGCUCUGGGUCACGUCAAAGGGCACCAGCCCAGCCUGUGGGCAGGUGCUGUCUCCUGCAUUGUGCUGGCCAUUGUGGCAGGCCUGGUGGCUGGGUUCCUCCAGUGCUUCUGCAAAACCAAGUAG
Messenger RNA from Nestor notabilis (Kea), 1005 nucleotides. Its product is annotated as ectonucleoside triphosphate diphosphohydrolase 8-like. Gene Ontology annotation, molecular function: GDP phosphatase activity; UDP phosphatase activity. Gene Ontology annotation, biological process: nucleoside diphosphate catabolic process. The record is from RefSeq and is a predicted model, not a curated record. Lineage: Eukaryota; Metazoa; Chordata; Aves; Psittaciformes; Psittacidae. Gene Ontology annotation, cellular component: plasma membrane.